This is a messenger RNA of Vidua macroura (Pin-tailed whydah), 2449 nucleotides long. It is a transcript of the gene TTI2, whose product is annotated as TELO2 interacting protein 2. The record is from RefSeq and is a predicted model, not a curated record. Gene Ontology annotation, cellular component: nucleoplasm; centrosome; cytosol. The coding region runs from base 232 to 2202 and encodes 656 amino acids. Lineage: Eukaryota; Metazoa; Chordata; Aves; Passeriformes; Viduidae. The transcript has 10 exons.
GCUCGGGGGUUUCUGAGGUGUCCCGGGGGUUUCUGAGGUGUUCCGGGGGUCUGUAAGGGAUUCCGAGGGUGCUCGGGGGUCCCUGAGGGCUCCCGGGUGUCCCCGCUGCCGCUGAUGUGUCCGUAGCGGGGUUUCAGGGCGGGCCGGUCCCGGUCCCGAUCCCGAUCCCGAUCCCGAUCCCGAUCCCGGUCCCGGUCCCGGUCGCGGUCGCGGCGGGGCUCGUGUGAGGCCAUGGAGGGCAGCAGCCCGAGCGCGGAGCGGGGCCCCGAGCGGCCGCUGCUGCUGCGGCCCGGGGCGCUCCGGGAGCUGGGAGCGCUGCUGGAGCCGGCGGAGCCGCGCUGCCCGCCGGGCUCGGCGAGCCCCGCCGCACCGGGCGAGCUGGGGACCGCCCUGGGCUCGGCGAGCCCCGCCGCACCGGGCGAGCUGGGGACCGCCCUGGGCUCGGCGAGCCCCGCCGCACCGGGCGAGCUGGGGACCGCCCUGAGCUCGGCGAGCCCCGCCGCACCGGGCGAGCUGGCCGCCACCCUGAGCUCGGCGAGCCCCGCCGCACCGGGCGAGCUGGCCGCCGCCCUGGGCGACUUCGCGGCUCCGCCACGCCGGGAGCGGGACGGCGCCGAGCCGCCCGGCCGGGACACAGCGCUGGCCGCCGCGGCGGAGCGGGCGGAGCGCGUUGGCGCCGUGUUCCUGCUGCUCCUGCGGAAGCUGGAAGAUGCCCGGAGCCAGACGUCGCCGGGAGCGGCCGCGGCGGGGCCCGUCCCGCUCCGGGUGCUGGCACACGCGUUCAUCUUUGCUGUCACGCACAAAGACGAGAGGCCCUGGACCACGGCGAGGAGUCGGGCGGUGGCUCAGGAGCUGCUGGAGCGGCUGGUCCGGGCUGCGGGCUGCGGGUCCGUGGAGGAAUUCCUGCGGGGAAAGGAGGGCGAUGAGGAAGGAAGAUUUGGAGCGGUGAUGGGGCUCCUGAAGCAGGAGUUAACCAAAGACACCUGGAAGUGUAACCCUGCCUCCAAAGACGUGUUCUCCUGGGCUCUGCUCCGCGUCAGCCGGCCCUGGCUGUGCCCGCACCUGGAGCGGGUCCUGCCGCCCGCGCUGCUCCUCUCCGACGACUUCCAGGAGGAGAACAAAGUGCUGGGCGUGCGCUGCCUGCACCACAUCGUCCUCAACGUGCCAGGAGCGGAUCUGUGCCAGUUCAACAGGGCCCAGGUGGUGUUCCACGCCCUCUACAACCACCUCUACUCACGGGAGGCCCCUCUCAUCCAGGCAGUGCUGCUGUGCCUGCUGGACCUGCUGCCCAUCCUGGAGCGAUGCCAGCGGCGCCAGGGCCAGGGCAGAGCCACGUCCCCCUGGGACCAGGUGCUGCAGCUGGUGCUCACCCACAUGGAGGCCGAGCACCGGCUGGCGCUGCGCAGGGUCUACGCAGGGACCCUGCCUGCCUUUGUCACCAGACUCGGCAUCCUCAUCGUGAGGCACCUGAAGAGGCUGGAGCGAGUCAUCCUGGGCUACCUGGAGGUCUCUGAUGGCCCCGAGGAAGAGGCCAGGCUGGGAAUCCUGGAGACUCUGCGCUGCACCAUGGAGCACGCCUGGCCCAGGAUGCCCUGCAGGCUCCCCGUGCUCCUCAAGGCCCUGCUCAGGCUGCUCUGGGACGUUCACACGGAGCGGGGCCCGACCCCCGAGCCCGUCAGGGCUGCGCUGCUGCACGGGGCCACCCAGUGCCUCAUCCUGCUGGACCGCUGCUGCCAGGGCCAGGUGAAGGUGAGUCGGGGCUCCCUGCUGGCUGCCAGGGCCAGGGGAAGGCUGCCAGGGCCAGGGGAAGCUGAGUCAGGGCUCCCUGCUGGCUACCAGGGCCAGGGGAAGGCUGCCAGGGCCAGGGGAAGGCAAGUCAGGGCUCCCUGCUGGCUGCCAGGGCCAGGGGAAGGCGAGUCAGGGCCAGGGGAAGGCGAGUCAGGGCUCCCUGCUGGCUGCCAGGGCCAGUGGAGGGGAGUCAGGGCUCCCUGCUGGCUACCAGGGCUAGGGGAAGCUGAGUCAGGGCUCCCUGCUGGCUACCAGGGCCAGGGGAAGGCGAGUCAGGGCUCCCUGCUGGCUACCAGGGCCAGGGGAAGGCUGCCAGGGCCAGGGGAAGCUGAGUCAGGGCUCCCUGCUGGCUACCAGGGCCAGGGGAAGGCGAGUCAGGGCUCCCUGCUGGCUACCAGGGCCAGGGGAAGCUGAGUCAGGGCUCCCUGCUGGCUACCAGGGCUAGGUGGAGGCAAGUCAGGGCUCCCUGCUGGCUGCCAGGGCCCUCUCCCCUCUCAGCCCAGCAGAGUUUGGGUUCCCCCCUCCCCAGAUCAGUACUGCAUUGAUAAGUGACUCGCUCGCUGUCGAUGGGAUCAGUCUGUGCCCUGCUCCCCCGCAGGGCUGGCGAGGGUGGCUGGCACCACCCCGGAGUGCCAGGGCACUGGCAGUGCUGCUCUGCUCC